Molecule: messenger RNA, 6274 nt
Organism: Bursaphelenchus xylophilus (pine wood nematode)
Lineage: Eukaryota; Metazoa; Nematoda; Chromadorea; Rhabditida; Aphelenchoididae
Source: the annotation of a GenBank genome assembly
AUGGCAGGCGGGGAUAAAAAACCGGGCGAAGACGUUGCGACCAAACUUAAAAGUUUUAUUGAAGAGACUAGGGCGAGCGCAGAAGCGGCAGAGCAGCGACAGGCAUCGAUAGACAGCAGCCUGAAUAGAUUAGUUGAAUUGUUAACCAAAACAGCGGCCUUACAAGCAAUUGCGCCGUCUCCAAGCCCGCAACCUCCAGCUGAAAAUGCAGAGGACAAUAGACAAAAAGUCGAUUUUGCUGAACUCAUGUUCUUGGACAUGCGUCUACCAACAUUAAAUGGUCGUGAAAAGUCGAGCGAGGUUUCGAGCUUUCUCUAUAAGUUCAAGACUGGAACUAGAAACAUGUCUUCGGCCGAAAAAAGAGAUCUUUUGGAGGCCAAAUUGUCUGAUCAGGCAUUAAGAAUUUAUGAACACUGCAAGCGCUCUGCAACCAGCGAAAACUUUGAAGAAAUAUUUGAAAACUUUGAGAAAGAACUAAAAGGUCGAUCAGCGGACAAUCGAGAUUGGGCUUCAAUCUUUCUGAAGCCUUACUAUCGGCGGCACGACAUGUCGAUGCGGGAUUAUGCCGAUAAAAUUUCGGAUAUUACGAUGCGCGCGUUUGUGGGGGCACCGAAAGAGAUCAUGGAAAGGCAGCUGAUAACCAAGUUCAUGAGCGGCCUCAAUCAUAGAGAAGUAGGGAAUGCUUUAGCGGCCGAACGACACAAGAACCUGCCAUUCGAAGACAUGGUGAAGAUUGCCAUCAAUGUUUUGGACCAUAAUCAAGGCAACAGAUAUCGGCCACAAACGCAACAAAGGUCUUUCGGAGCGAAUAACAACAACAAUAAUAGUCUAGCUGCAACAACCGGACAUCAGAAUACCAAUCAAAAUACCAAUGCGAGUGUCCCAGCGCAACAAAAUCGGCCGAACCCUCCGUUUACUGGCGGAAAUAGAAGCCCAUUGGGUCAGAAUCAGGGUUUUCGCCGCCCCGGCCUGGCAUAAAUACGCGCUUACCAGAGCCGGGAAACUACAACAACAGCAGUAGAAAUGCGCGAACCCCAUGUAAUUAUUGUAAAAGAGGAACUCAUCGAGAAGAGGAUUGUUACAAAAAGAAGAAUGAUCUUCAGCGGCAAAUCAUCAGACCAUCCUCCAAUCCGGCCCCUCCAGAUAACCGACCAAGUCAAAGAGCAGUCACAAUAUCAGAGAUCACAUCAUUUGAACCCUCGGAAAUGCCGUCACCAGACGUGGACCCUCAACUAAUACUUGGAACGGACAUGUUGAUCAACCAUCUGAGAGAGACAGAGCCUUUACCAUGGCAAGAAGAAAAGAUACUAGGAACAAAGAGACUUCAGGGCACCGAACUCAGUGUAAAUGGUGUCGAAAUGUUUGCACUCAUCGAUUCAGGCAGUCAGAUCACCACGAUACCAAUUAACCUUUUCCUUGAUGCGGUGAGAGGAAGAAAAGAAUUGUUAAAAGAAAUUGAUUAUAGACAGACACACAUGAAAGCUAUAGUGGCGAACGGGGAAUCAUUGAAAUUUUUGGGAACUUGUUUACUUCCGAUCAAAAUUGAUCAAGAGAUCCGAAAUUGCAGAGUUUAUGUUGCGCAUCUGAUCUCAAAUCAUGUAAUAUUAGGCCAACCUGCCAUGGAAGUAUUUGAUUUUCGAUUAGUUCAAGGAAAAAUUGAUAAUCUGAAAGAAGAAAACACCAGAAACAUUAUGAGAGCUACAGCACAUAAUAAAAUUUUUUGUAUGCCGUUAACGUCUGAUCUAUUUGCAGAUAUGGCCGAAUUCCUUGAUGAAGAAGAAGCAAUGUUAUUGGGAGAAGAACAGAAUCACCAGAAUGACCCAGAUCAACCUGAGUUGAAUGAGCGGCCAAACGUUCCAAACCAACCACCGGCCAAUCAAGUAGAGCAACAAGGAGGUCAUGUCAACCAGAAUCUAUCGACUUUUGCUGACGGUAAGCUUGAUUCUUGUGGUAUUUCGGAAAGAACAAAAGAAAUUUUUGGCCAAAUAACACAAAAUUGCCCAGAAGGACACACAAACAAAUUCAUAAAACUGAUCGAACAAUACAAUGAUGUCUUCGCUUUAAGCGAUCGCGAACUAGGAACAACAAAUGUGGCCACUCAUAGGAUAGAUACCGGGGAUAGUGAACCUAGGAAACUAGCGCCUUAUCAAUCUAACCCUGUCACAGACAAAAUUAUCCGUGAGACCAUCAAUGACUGCUUAGAAAGAGGGAUAAUUAGACAUUCCCAGAGUCCUUGGGCGUGCCCGAUCGUGCCGGUAACCAAGAAGGAUGGGACGAUACGCUUUUGCGUAAAUUAUAAACCAUUGAAUGCGGUCACAAAAUCGGAUGCUUUUCCGGUCCCCAAAAUAGAGAAUAUCCUAUCAUCAUUAGGCGGCAAAACAUGUUUCAGUUCUGUAGAUUGCCAUUCCGGGUAUUGGCAAAUUGCCAUGCACCCCGAUUCAAUAGAAAAAACGGCAUUUAAUUCUAAAUAUGGAUUGUUCGAGUUCACGGUAAUGCCGUUUGGGGUAAAAAACGGCGGCGCUACUUUUCAACGAGCGGUCAAUCAUAUAUUAGAAGACGGACUGGGAGAAAGUUUUUUCGUCUACCUGGAUGAUAUUUUAGCGGCCAGUCAAGACCCCGACAAGCAUUUGGCAGAUCUCGAGAAAUUAUUUGAAAAAUUAAGAACGGCCAAUCUCAAAUUGAAACCGAAAAAAUGUUCGUUUUUCGCGAAAGAAUUUGAAUUUCUCGGCCACACAGUUUCAGCAAAUGGAAUUAGGAAAAAUUCGGAAAAAGUAAAAGCGAUGUUAGAGUUACCUUUACCGCGGAACCUCAAAGAGUUAGAAAGAGCAAUGGGGUGUUUUAAUUUUUAUCGAAGGUUUGUACCAAACUAUUCGAAAAUAGCAGACCCAAUGAGAGUAGUCCUCAAAAAUACUAGACAAUCAAAGGCUACUCGUACUCUAAAAAUGACAUCAGCAGAAGAACGAAAAUUCAAAAAUUGUUUCCAAAGAGUAAAAGAAAUAAUGGCCAAAGAUAUUGUCUUAGCUGUUCCGGAUUAUGAAGCGGCCCUAAAGGAUCCAAAAAGAAGGUUAGUUUUGAUCACGGAUGCGUCCUCUUUCGGAUUUGGAGCGGCCUUACAUCAACCAGACGAAAAUGGAUAUCUGCGGCCGAUCGCUUUUGUCAGUCGACGAUGUACUCCGACAGAAUCUCGAUUACACUCCUCAGAAGUUGAAGCUGUCGGAAUGUUAUUCGCUUGUUUGAAACUGGAAUAUAUUCUUUUCGGAAUUCCCACAUUGGUGUUAACAGACAACAAAGGAAUCAUUCCUCUGCUUAAAAAAGGGUCAACGAAUCCCAGAAUCGAUGCAAUGUUUGCCAUUCUGGCUCAAAAAUUUGAUUUGGAAGUAAAAUACAUCAAAGGUACGGCGAAUUACGUCGCUGAUACCCUAUCAAGAGCGUUCGAAGAACUGAGAGGGCCAAAGAUAUCCGAAAAUGACCAAGAAAACCCUGAAAACGAGGCAGACCCUCAAGAAAACACAGAAAAUGCUGAAAAUUUGGAAGAUUGUGAAGAAUCUUUCCACAUAAAAUCAAUGUCGGCAACACAAGCACCCGUUGACAUAACGGAAAUUGACAAUAACAAUCUCCAAAGACCAUGGAUCGAACCAGAGAAUUGGACCAAAGAAAUCAUGCACGAUGCUGAGAUCAGAGUGAUUUACAUGUACCUUGUUGAUGGAAAACUCCCCCCAGAUCCUCGAGAAUCAGAAAAAUUGAGAGAACUCGCGUCGACCUACACCUUGAAGGACAAUGUCUUGUACAAAUUAGUCGAAAAUACACUUAGACUCGUGAUUCCGGCCUCUCUAAUCGAUGAAUUGCUGACUAAAUUGCAUGCCACGCCGCUGACUUGCCAUCCAGGAAGGAAAAAAUUGGUUCCCCUUUUAUCCGGCUAUUAUUUUUCGAAAAUGACUUCAAGAAUCGAUCGGUUUAUCGCUCGCUGUCUAGUCUGCAAUAAGACAAAAUCUGCUCGUAAUAAUCAGCAACCCUCUGGAAACUUUGACUCCUCGGAACCAUUCGAAAUUGUCCAUAUAGAUGUUCUAAAACUUGGAUUAUCGGCCAAUGGAUUUGUCUACGUGUUGACAAUGGUAGACGAUUUCUCCCGAUACCUCAUAGCGGCCCCAAUGAAAUCAAAAUCGUCAGAAGAAGUAGCCAAAACACUCUUGUCGAAUCUCUUUCUGCGUUUUGGUGCUCCAAAAACCUUGCACUGCGACAAAGGCACCGAAUUUUUGAAUCAAACUCUAGAUACUCUUCGAAUUCUGACAAAAACGGCGAUAAGCACGACCCCAGGUCACAUGCCGUCGGCAAACGGCGUCGCCGAAAGAGCUAACAAGGAUAUUCUGGAUAAACUUCGGAAAAUCGCAUCGUCGGGGGAUGAUUGGGAUGAUCAUUUGCCCUUUGUCACUUUUGCCCAUAAUUCAUUGAUUCACUCAACGACAAAUUGCACCCCCCACAGUGUAAUUUACGGCUCAGAACCAAGAUUCCCGGCAGAAUGGUCAGAAAAAUGGACUCCGCCAAACCCACUCUACAGAAUGGACGCAAUGACGUAUAAAGACUGGAUCGGAAUGAAAAUUAGAGAAACGAUCGCGGAAAUCGGGCCAUACUUGAAAGAAAAGAGGAAAGAACGAGCCGAAAUCCAACAAAGACAAGCUGGAGUCGACAUCGACAAGUACAAGGUCGGAGAUCUCGUAUUCGUGGACGAAGACCAUUUUCCUUCGGAACCGGCCAAUCGAAAAAUUGAAAAAUUCCGAUUUGGGCCAUACAAAAUCAUUCAAAUCACAGACACUUCGGCACUUCUCGCGCCCUCAGAAGAAAGGUAUAGAUGGUUUUGGAGAAAAAAAUCGACCUUGUGCCCAUGCCCAAGCGAUUUUAAUAUGGAAAAUUUCACACCACAUCCACAUCAACCAAUUUAUAUGCCAAAACCUCCGUAUACGGAACCACCGCCAACGAAUUCGCGGUACAACCUCCGAAAAAGAUAAAACCAAUCAGAAACAUAUUUUUCUAGGUAUCUUAUUUAAAUUAUCGUAAUCAAACAUGUCAAAAACUAUUUAAUUUAUCGUAAAAAUGACCAGAGCGUCAAAACUUAUCGUAAAAUUACCCCUUGAUUAAAACGUUAUUGUAAAACUAAAAUUCUAUUCUAUAAUUAGCCAAAAAUUUGCUUAUCCCUCAACCUCUUAAACCCAGUAUCUAAAGAACAUUAUUUUCAGAAACUGGCUUCUACCCAUCCAUGAAAUGUGAAGGCCCCAACCACGAAAACUGCACCCAGAUUUUGUGUGCAUCGCUCACCACGCUCCUGGAAAGUCGUAACCCCAAUAUGGUCGUGAACAACGCAGUAUCCUUGGCCCAGCUGUUCCAUAUUUUGUCAAUGGACAGACCCCAGGCGUUCAAGUUGGAAUUAGCGGUCAGACUUCUGGAACGGCACCGCCCACCACCCCAAAAAGAUCUCACCACGGCCGAAAUCAGAGUGGCUUUGUCAACCAUCCUGGCCAAAUGUCGAGUAGCGGCCGCACAAGUUUCCCAGCAACCACUAAAUGCUGUCGGCACCACAUGCAGGGAGCACCAGUUGUCAGCAGAUUGGUCCAAAGAGUACGAAGUGAUCAGGGCCGAAUUAGCCCACCUCACACCCCUCAAAAGGAAAUUCGUGUUGAUUGGGGAUGAAGCGAUCAAAACGCUGUACGAAAGAGUGGUCUUUGCGGAACGUAGCCAGUGCCAGAUGAUACUUAUCCGGAACUUCGGAACAUUGAGAACCGAAAUCGGCCAAUGGAUCGCGCUGAACAAUGUGGAGAAGAUAGUGCUUUUCUUCGACGGCAUUCUCGGAAAAGAAACGGACGCUCAAGACCUGACCUCAAAUUGCCGAGCAAUAAUCGACGGCCUUAGAAGAUGCUGCACGAAUGAAGAAACGGAGAUCAUAUUCCUCCCACCACCGGCCACAACCAGCAAUUUACCACGCUACCGGCAACUUUUGACCAGUGGAAUUUUUACGGCCACUAGAGACGACAGAUCGUUGUGUGAAGCCCUUCGCCUCGGAUCAAGCCACCACCCCGACAGAGUCAGCGAAAAUGGAAAGCUUUUGAAAGCCGGAGCAACCGAAAUGGCCCCAAUACUUUCCGAAGUUGGAAUCUUGCCGAAGGUCGUUUCGAAUACGCCACAAAAUGAGCAGAGAGCAGUCCGCGGUCGUUCAAACCACGUCAGAGGACAAGCCAAUCGCUAUCAGCCAUACCAACGCGGAAGAGGACAAAAUCGCCGUUAA